This is a messenger RNA of Rhodofomes roseus, 2170 nucleotides long. RefSeq lists its product as uncharacterized. The coding region runs from base 222 to 2051 and encodes 609 amino acids. NCBI's taxonomy places the organism in Eukaryota, Fungi, Basidiomycota, Agaricomycetes, Polyporales, Fomitopsidaceae. The record is from RefSeq and is a predicted model, not a curated record. The transcript is spliced from 7 exons.
CCGGCCGCGUGUUUGAGUUGCUACCGUCACCCUAGAGCGUGGACACAUCCGGGUCGUGCAUCAGCUUCGUCUUGCUACCUGUCCGAACGAGAACUGCGAGCUGACUAGAGGCUGACGAACAAGCGGUCCACUGCCAAACCCACGACAAGUGACACAUUGAAACAACAAACCUCGGUUGAACGGUUGUCCAAGCACUGCGUUUGUUCUAUCACGGCGGCUCGAUGGACGAUCCAGUGAACAACAUCGAACACGUAGGGGAUCAAAUUGCUGAUCCGGACAGCAUCCCCGACUCGGACAAGCUGACGGGCGAGGAGUCCGGGGAAGAGGAGAAGGGCUCAGGCCCAGCAUCCGAGUGGCGUUGGCCGAUUGAGAUUCUGUUCAGGCAACCCAUAUACUCCAGCGAUACGGGUCCACGAUUGCCACAAGAGCUUAUUGAGCGUAUCUGCGAAUUCCUCUGGGACGAACCGGUCCAGCUAGCGGUUAGCUGCACGCGCAUCUGCCCCGCUUGGUAUCAUGCUGCACGGCGAGUUCUGCGACGACAUUCGAUCACCUGGCGAGCCCGAGAAGCCCUGCAAGACUAUGCGCAUACACUCAUAUCCCAUCGUAAUGCACCAUAUCGCAAACGCUUCCGGGAAUUGGGGAUCUACGACAAUGCCAGCAAGCCGUUCGCGCACGUUUGGCCUAUGUUCAUUCGUGGAUGGAUACUGCCGGGACUGCGUUCCGUAACCCUCGAGGACCUUGACUGGUCAACCAAGCCACCGCACAAUAGCUUCUUCAUCUACCUGUCUUCUUACACCAGUGUCUCGAGCCUACAGAUGUACGACUGCAGGUUUCGCAGUCUGCCGGAUCUUCGCAGGGUGAUCAAUGCCCUUCCCAACCUUACGUCGCUGCUUCUCCGCAACGUAACAUUACAGCACCCCCUCAGACAGAGGUUGGUCCCCGACUACAUCACUCUCCGAGCCCGUUCACUCAAGCUCGAGUCUAUUAUUCUCCACGGUUCCACACCAGAACAUCUUGACGUGUCCGACGUGUCCUCGGACUACGAAGAAACAACGGCCCUCGGUUGUCAAGCUCUGCUGCGUAUGGUAGUCGCGAACUCAUCCACUGUUACCCGCCUCGCCCUUGACCUACGAUUCUUUACUUCGCUCUCAGCUCUUCGGCAAUGCCUAGCGCAUUUCUGCUGCCUGACCUCAUUCAAAGCACAGUACCAAUUCACCUCGAACCCUAGUAUGGUCACAUUCGAGGAGACGAACCCUGCGUAUACGGAGAACACAUCUACACACUCAUGGUCAACGUUUACCCUUAUGGACGUCCCCGAUCGAUCCGCACUGCAGCUUCUGCAGCUGCUCAGUACCCCUGAUACGUGCAGCAAACUGGAGGAAUUUAAUAUCUAUCUUACAGGCCGGCCAUCCGCCACACUUCUAUCAUGUACUAGCCGCGUGCUCCAUCCACUCGGACAUCGGCUUAGGAAUCUUGUGUGGGGAUGCUCGGUGGACCCAGACGUCGAGGUUACUCCAUCACUCAAAGGGAAUACGUCUCUGCAAAGCUUGCGCAUAAUCCUUGAGGACGUUGCCCCAUCGCCACAGAAGAUACACCGUGCUCUCACCGCCAUGCUAUCAGACAUCGUCAGCGAGGACCUGCAGCACGUGUAUAUUGCCCUCACUCUAGCUCACCUCGAGGUGCUUCCCCAGAAUUAUGGACGGACGGCCGCGGUGGUAGAUCCUGCGGAGUCCAUCUCUGCCUUUCACACCAUUCUCUCGCGCGAGAUAUUCAACGGGCUUCCGCUGCGCACUAACAACAGAUGCGUAGAGGUCGAUUUCGACGUCGGAAACAUACAGGACAAUCCCGCCGUGGUAGCCACGAUCAAAGCGUACAUCAUUACCCUGUUUGCGCCGUGGUUGGAACGCGCAAUUGUGAUAUUGAUGUUCCAUUCAAACUUUCACAGUGGCACUUGGGAGACUAUCACUAGUGUUCCUACGUCCGAGGACACAUCGAGCGAUCACGGAGGCGAGGUCGUCGAAGAAAGCAAAAUCGUAGGCGCGAGACUGUAGAACGAAGCUCAUGGGGGAAUGAGAGCGACGGACGCUGGAGUGAAGGGAUCGGGCGAAUGCCGUUGGUCAUGCAGGACAGCUGCACUGGGUCGUACAAUCCACGGUCAGGUAUUCAUGGA